AUGGAGUAUUUUACAAAUCGCUCUGGUCUACAAUUAACUUACAGCAUCUCUAUAAAAUAUCCAAACGUUCAAAGAAUUUACAUCAUUUGUCCAAUGUGGCCUACAGAAAUAUUUUUUCUCUCUGAAUUUAUAUACGAGAACUUAGAUGCGAAUGUAUUUAAAUUUUAUUUAACUGGAACUGGGAGUAGUCAAGGAGAAAAUACAUAUGCUGGCAAUUUGCGAGACGCAGAUGAUAUUGACGAUGCUGUGAAAUUUUUAAUUGAAAGAGGAUAUUCAUCAUUGUCGCUUAAAAUAAAGGGUAUUUCAUUCCUUAACUUUCAAUUUCUGGUAUUAUAAGGUUAGGUAUUUACUCAUUAAGUUCUUGAACAAGAGGAAGAAAAUGGUGAGGAUUCUUUUAACCUCACAUCCUUUGUGAAUCUCGCCUUUUACCUCUUUCACUGCUGACAUUAAAGUAUGACCCUUAGGCGCCAGAAGGAAACCGGAUAAAACGAGGCAGGCAGCUGCUACACCUCUGAAAUCCUGGAAUAUGAGGAGCGAGUAGUACUGCGAGGCCAGACAUGCUAGCGAGAAAUCCACAAAUUGAAAAAAAUUGAUGCUGUGCCUAUAGCGGCCCAACUAGAGGUUAAGUUAAGUUGAAUAAAAAAUUAUAUAUAUAAGAGGAUAUUCAGUUGAAGGAAUUAUUGGAAAUGCGAAAUUUGGGACCAGUGCAAUUAUUUAUUCAGCUAUAUAUGGCGAUGUAAAAACUAUUAUCUCAUUGUCUCCAAAGUACGAUUUUAGUCUACUUCCACCAUUUAUAAAAGAUAAUUAUGAAUCAAUUAGAAUCAACGGCGAAAUAAUACAUACUGCGCUUGGAAAAGAAUGGAAAUGCACGUGAAAUAUGAUCCAAGAGAUGAUGAGUCUUGACAUGAAAUAUUAUUGCCAUAAGGCUAAAGGCAGCAUUUAUAUAAUACAAGGAGACCAGGAUCAAAUUUGCCCUUUUGCAGAUUCAAUAGAAUUUGAGAGGGAACUAAAAGAAAAGUGCAGAGGGAGAUUUGUGCUAAAUUGUGAUGAGUUUUUUAUCGGAGUCUUUGAUGAGGUUGUAGAGAUUAUAGAAAAAAUCAUUUAUGAGAAUUAA
Molecule: messenger RNA, 1114 nt
Organism: Blepharisma stoltei
Lineage: Eukaryota; Ciliophora; Heterotrichea; Heterotrichida; Blepharismidae
Source: the annotation of a GenBank genome assembly